AUGGCUGAAGUGGAGGAGCAUGUUGAACUUAAAUUCAGAAUCUAUGAUGGAACAGAUAUAGGUCAUGGCACGUAUGCAUCAUCUACUACUGUUGCCACUAUUAAACAAAGGCUUGUUGCUGAGUGGCCUCAAGAUAAGUCCGUUAUGCCUAAGAUUGUAAGUGAUUUGAAGCUUAUACACGCUGGAAAGUUUUUGGAAAAUAGCACGACACUUGCUGAGUCCAGAGUGCAUGUUGGUGACGAUCCUGGAGGCGUAAUUACAAUGCAUGUGGUGGUACAGCCUCCUGUUGCUAAUAAAAAGACAGGUUUGUUUAGUUCUUCAUCCUACAUACGUCAAGAGCUUGGAAAAUGUUGCUCUAGGAAAUUGACAAGGAUCAGGAUGAGAUGCGAAAGAACAAUUGGUGCUCUUGUACUAUACUGUAGAAUAAGAGGCAUUCUCUGUGGCUGUUCUCCGGACAGGCUCAUUUUGACCUUCCUUUUUGUUGUUGGUGUUCUCAGAAAUAAUGUAAUAGCUGGACAAAGAGGAGUGAAAAUCUCAUUUGCCCCAGCUGAGUUUGUGAUCCCCCCUAGCUGUUGGAGGCAAGACUUUAUUCUCAGUUGUGAUGGGCUUAUAAAAAGGCAAGGCUGCUAUCGGGGUUCUUGUAAGGGACGGGAUCUGUACAAAGGUCCUGGCAUCUUCAAGCCUUCAAGCAGAAGCUAUUGCGGUGAGAGAAGCAUGUCUGGUAGCAAGUGCAGCACAGAUAAAGCAUUCAAGAGUUGA
This is a messenger RNA of Ilex paraguariensis (yerba mate), 759 nucleotides long. NCBI's taxonomy places the organism in Eukaryota, Viridiplantae, Streptophyta, Magnoliopsida, Aquifoliales, Aquifoliaceae. The record is from the annotation of a GenBank genome assembly.